This is a messenger RNA of Prinia subflava (tawny-flanked prinia), 1911 nucleotides long. RefSeq names its product alpha-synuclein-like. The transcript has 5 exons. Gene Ontology annotation, cellular component: cytoplasm; axon terminus; neuronal cell body. Gene Ontology annotation, molecular function: cuprous ion binding. Gene Ontology annotation, biological process: chemical synaptic transmission; synapse organization; regulation of dopamine secretion. Bases 58 to 495 code for a protein of 145 amino acids. Lineage: Eukaryota; Metazoa; Chordata; Aves; Passeriformes; Cisticolidae. The record is from RefSeq and is a predicted model, not a curated record.
UGCGGGCACAGAGAAUUAUAGCGGUGUAUAUAUGUAAUGCCAAAGAUCGCUAGAUAGAUGCAUCCUGUUGAACGUUCUCGUUCGGGCACGGGGGAGGGAGGAGAAGCCGGGCGCCAGGUCUGCCGUGUGCCGACAGCGUGUCCGCGGGUGCUCAGAUGGUCGCGCCGCUUUGCUUUCCUCGGUUCCAGGACCAAGGAAGGAGUUGUUCAUGGUGUUACAACAGGUUUAGUGACAUCAAGAUACUGUGAAAUGAGGAUUCCAGGCUGUGAUUCACAGGAAUAUGUGGCUGAGAAGACCAAAGAGCAGGUGUCUAAUGUUGGGGGAGCUGUGGUGACAGGAGUGACAGUGGUGGCGCAGAAGACAGUGGAAGGAGCAGGGAACAUUGCUGCAGCCACUGGCUUGGUGAAGAAGGAUCAGUUGGCCAAACAGGAUGUGAUCAUUCCUGCUGUUCUUCUUUGGGAUCUCUCAACAUCCCCAGAUGAGUGCAUUGUGUAGACUGAAUUCUGUACUCAGGAGAAGGCCCCCCAGGGAUAGGCCUUUUUAAUACAUGAGAGAAUGGCUUCCUUUUUUUUUUUUUUGCACUAAGGUGACAUUUUUGGCUUAUGUUACUCUUUGGUUUUGUACUUCUUUUCUGUGCACUGUUUGCCCAUCAUCUUGGAUUUGGUGAGUACCUAGGUGACACUCACACAUUUUCCUAUGGAGGUGCAUGUUAUUUAUUUCAGUCACUUACUCAGUUUUGUCAAGGUGUCUGAGUUAUGUAGUAAAAACAGUAGAAAUAAGCUCAGGCUGUUUAUUGUUCCUUCUUACUGCAUAAGGUCGAGCAAACAGUUCAGUGCAGUCCUUGACCCUUCUUCCAAAUCCUUAUUGGAAUUAGUGGUAUUAUUUGAGUGAAGAUUUCUGUGGAACUGCAGUCUGAAAUUUCACUUUUGAGAGUGUAAAUCACGAAGUUGAUAGUGGAUGUUUGUUGCAUAUAGUAACAGAUACUGUUUGAGCAGAUCUAUUAUUCUAAAAUAUUGUUAUUGCCUUGUCCAGGAGAAUGGAAAGAGAGGCAGAUCUGGGCCACAUCUCUGAUGUAACGUCUAGUUAGCAUCACUCCUACUGUAUUGCAAUUAGAAAUAACUUCAGUCUUUCCAAAUUAUGUGCUCUGGAUUUUUCUUUCUCGACCUCUGGAAUCUUCAAUGUCACCAUGGAUUUGGGAAGCAGAAAAGGAUGAAGCUGAAAGGGCUGUGUGUCCUGGAUGCGUUCACAUGCAUUGCUGAUGUCACACUGACUCAGCUGCUAGGCAGCCUCUUACUUUAAGUCACCUGGAAUUGAUGCACAUGUCCAUUGCUGUAAAACUCAUAUAAACUUCUGGACUGGCCUGUGCAAUGAGCAGGUUCUCCACGUAAUCCUCAUUUAUCAGCAAAUAGAGACAUUCCAGCAGCUCUAAUUAGGAACUUUACCAGCCUGAUUAAUGCAAACAUGAAUCUGAGUUUCAGCAAAUUUGAUUUCUCACAGAAAUGUUCCUGUUGUACUCUGAAGGCAUCUCAUCUGUACAAGUAAUACUGGGGAAUUUUAAAGGAAGGAAAGAAAAAAAUAUACACAAUCUAUGUUGUACUGAAAUUUGUUUUUCAAGGCAUUUACAGCAGUUUGUAAAUUGUUGUAAACAGAAAUUUUUUCCGGCUAUUUGUAGACACCAAGAUGGGACCUGUGGUUACAGGUCCAUCACAGACUUCAUUCCUCUGUAAGCCUCAGUUGUUUUCCUUUUCACUUUUGUCAUUGCCAACUGAAAGGCAUAAGAAUGCAAAUCAGAAUUCAGCCUGUAGAACUUGCAGGCACUAUUUUAGCCUUUUGUUGGAAUUGUGCUAAUGCAGAUAUUUAUUUGUUUAAUUAAAUGUCUCUUCUUCAUUUCAGCUCUCCAUUUGAGGAGAA